AUGGCAAUAAGGGAUAACGGAAAGAAUGUGGCACUCCACCACAUCAAUUCGUCAGCAAGUUUGGAGACGGUCAGGCGUAUCGCGAAUUUCGGCGCAAAACUGUUUGUAUUGAAUGAUCGUGAGGAUACACCACUGUUUCUCGCUAUCAGAGCUCAGUUUGAUGAUAUGUUCUCUUAUAUGCUCAGAAAGGAACCAAUGUUGGCUAAUCCGAGCUUCUCACUAACAACCAAGAUACUGACGCCGUUACAUGAGGCUUGUCUAGCAGGCUCGUUUUUUAUGGUGCGGUUGUUGAUCGACUACAAAGCGAAAGUUACCUCAUGUUGUGAAUGGCUCUACGGAACUCCAUUGAUAAUAGCGACACUCAGGUGGGACAUUGCCUCGUUUAGUAGCCCAAUGGCGCUGAUACGAGAAUUUCCGAUGAUGCCCUGCGAACACAAUCCAGCUACUUCUCCAAAGGCCUAUCCUAUAAAUUAUGACUCCCUUGGUCCCAGACCAGUUCAUUUAGCUUGCUAUAACCCUUUAGACGCCCUCGACACCUUGGACCUUCCGGAUUCUGAUUUUGCUGCCCGAGACAUCGUUGGACGUGUGUCCCUACACUAUGCUGUCAUGGGCGGAGAUAUUAGAUUGGCACAGGUGGUGCUUGAGCGCUCUGAGCGAGCUGGCGUUGAUAUAAAUAUCAAUGACAACGAUGGAUGGACGCCACUCUUAUGGGCUGCCCGAGCUUCCCGUAUUUGGCUUCGACAUCAAGGAAACCGGUUUCCGAUUACUGAUAUGAUUUCAUUACUUUUGGAAAACGGCACCAACCCUAGUUUUAAAGGGAAAGGAAUGUACAAAGACUGGACCGUUCACGAUGUGGCCUAUUACCAUCACGAUAACAGUCUUGCAUCAGUAGUAAGUCAAGAUUACAACGACCAUGUCAGUUCAAGGAAGCGGGGCAAUUUGGCAGAGUUCCCAGACGGGAACACAAUGUUUUGUGACUGUUGCUUGCUUGACAUCUACGGGUCCUAUCACGAUUGUUCACUAUGCUCCGAAGACCGUUUGUGUAGCAAGUGUUACAUGUCUGUUUCGAAGGUGCAUCCUGCUCAUUCAACUUUUGAUGAGCGGGGUGGUGAAUGGGUCGCAGACAAUGCGCCGAAGGAAGAGAGUGUGGAUGUGGUCAACAUUGGAGAUAUGGAAGGUGGUGAAGAGAGUGAUGUCGAUAUAAAAUUGGAUCUUGAAGCGGAAACUCCCUUCGAUGAUUUCGAUGACGAGGAUGCAGAUGUCGAGGAUUUUGCAAAAUAG
Molecule: messenger RNA, 1281 nt
Organism: Fusarium venenatum
Lineage: Eukaryota; Fungi; Ascomycota; Sordariomycetes; Hypocreales; Nectriaceae
Source: RefSeq, a predicted model, not a curated record